UAGGAGUGGAACACGGAUUGUUGUGCCACAGCUGCCAGGGAAGGGGAUCCAGACCGGGCUGUGAGGCCUUGCAGCUGCCCAGCUCACCAUGGAGCUCUUUGAUUCCUUUCCAUUCAGCACCUUCCUGGUCCUGCACCUGCUGGUCUCAUACCCGUACAGCUGGCUGGCCCUGCACAGCCUGCCUCUGGGCCCCUUCUUCAGCACCAUCCUCCUCAUCCAGGCCGUCAUCAGCCUGCUGGUAUUCAGAUUCUCCAAUUUGGAGUUCCUCCAGCCAGGAAGAACCCAGAGGGAGGUGCUGGAGCAGAGCGGCACAGCGAGGCGGCAGCGCUGCCACAGGUGCCACCAUUCCUGCUGGCAUCACAUCCUCCGCCUCUGCUGUGACAGCUGCAGAAGGCACCUCUGCCAGCAUCGCCAGGCACCAGGGCAAUGCAUCAGGCCCCAGCAUCGCCCACAGCAUCGUCCCACCAUCUCCUACUAUGGCUGCAUCCACCUCCUGUUGACGGUCGCCACAUCCCAAUCCGUGGCGGUGCAGCUGUCCUGCAUCCUCCUCCCGCUGCUCUGCCCCCUGCAGCCCAUCACCCUGCAGAAGAUUGACGUCAUCGCGGUCACCGUCUUCACUAUCCUCUACCUGAACCCCAUCAUGCUCUGGGCCCUCUGGGGCACCCGAGCACAGCAUGCACCGAGGCAACAGGUAUGGCACCAGGGCACCGAGCACAGAGCAGCAGACAGCAACGUGAUGCACCGAUGCUCCACACGGCUCAAUCCCACUGUGCAGGCACUUGAGCGCAAGGAGGCUUACACCUGCCUAUGCUGUGCCCUGUGGAAUUCGAGUGUUGAGAGCAUCACCACCACCACCUCCGUGAGCUCACCACCAUCCCAGAACUGCUCGGUGCUGGCCGUGUGGACGUCACCCCAGCUGAAUGCAGCCAUGUCCCAAGAGCAGGAGAGCCAGCAGCCACCCCUCUCCUCGCAGGCUGCUGCCACACGUGAAGGCCAGCAGGAUGAGCAGGAGCUGAAGCCAGGACUGUGAGCUGCGCCGUGCUGCAGGGCGCCAUGUGGCUGGGGACAGUGACACCUGCAGGGCCCUGCUGCCCCCACCCCACGGCUUUAGGUUCAGGGCAGUGUCCCCACUCAUCCCCGCCGCUGUCCCGGCAGCACCCCAUGGAGCACUGGAAGCACGAGGGUGGACGCAACUCAAGAUAAACAAAUAAAGCACAGUGGCUGCAGCACUGAGAAAGGGACAGGAAA
This is a messenger RNA of Numida meleagris (helmeted guineafowl), 1248 nucleotides long. RefSeq lists its product as uncharacterized. The record is from RefSeq and is a predicted model, not a curated record. The transcript is spliced from 9 exons. Lineage: Eukaryota; Metazoa; Chordata; Aves; Galliformes; Numididae. Bases 89 to 1030 code for a protein of 313 amino acids.